AUGGAGUUCGACCUGUCGGCAGCCCUGGGCCCUGGCUCUAAGAAGUCCGAGGGGGCAGGUCAAGGCGGAGACCGCAAGCACUGUCCUCCUACAGCUCAGGCGGGCGCCGCUCACAAGCCGGCUCACAUCCCCUCCUAGCACGGCUCCUCCGACUCCAGCAGCAGCAGCUCCAGCGACUCGGAGGCCGAAGGGAAGACGCACGCCGCUGGCUCCAAGAAGCAUGACCGCUCCGCGGACAAGGCCAAGAAACCCAAGGUGAAGAAGGAGAAGAAAAAGGAGGAGGAGAAGAAAAAGGACAAGGCCCCCCACUGACUUAUUAAACGCGCGGCCCGCCCGCUCCCCAGCGCCCUCUGCGGGUCGGGAGCGCAGGCGGCGCCGGCGCAUCAGGUUUAUUGUUGCGGGUGUGCAGCUGGCGACGGGACACGAGCACCUCGGC
Messenger RNA from Acomys russatus (golden spiny mouse), 436 nucleotides. It is a transcript of the gene C19H19orf33, whose product is annotated as chromosome 19 C19orf33 homolog. The record is from RefSeq and is a predicted model, not a curated record. The transcript has 4 exons. NCBI's taxonomy places the organism in Eukaryota, Metazoa, Chordata, Mammalia, Rodentia, Muridae. Gene Ontology annotation, cellular component: nucleus.